GUAAUUUGUUUCAGAACCAUGAAGUUUCUAGCUCUUGCUGUGUCCUGCCUGCUGGCUCUCUCCGGAGCCCUAGCGGCUGACUCCUGCUACCAGGACGUCUCCUUGGACUGCUCACAGGCUUCCAACAGCAUGGUGCUGGCAAAAUGUAACGCCAUCUACGGCGGCUACGGUCACCAUGGCAACCUCGCGUCCGAGAUGCAAGCGUACGCGAACCUGCAUCUCGCUCGCUCGUACGAGUUCCUGCUAUCGGCGUCCUACUUCGACAACUACCAGACCAACAGGAAGGGGUUCAGUAAGCUGUUUAGGAAGCUGUCGGAUGACGCUUGGGAGAAGACUAUUGAUCUCAUCAAGCAUAUUACUACUCGAGGUGGCGUGAUGGACUUCGCCCGCCGCUCCACCCUGGAUACCGGCAGCAAGAACUACACCGUGGAGCUGAACGAGCUGGAAGCGCUGGCCAAGGCCCUGGACAUCGAGAAGGAGAUCGCUGAGCGCGCCUUCCACAUCCACGGCGAAGCCACCAGGAACAGCCAGCACCUCCAUGACCCUGAGAUCGCCCAAUACAUGGAGGAGGAAUUCAUCGAAGACCAUUCCAAGACCAUCCGCAACCUGGCCGGCCACAGCUCCGACCUCAAGAAGUUCAUCGCCCAGAACGACGGCCAAGAUCUGUCCAUCUCGCUAUACCUGUUCGACGAGUAUCUGCAGAAGACCGUCUAAAAAAAUAGUCUACCAUCUCAAAAACUACCAUUUUAGUAGAAAUGUGGUUACG
Cydia amplana is the source of this 766-nucleotide messenger RNA. It is a transcript of the gene Fer2LCH, whose product is annotated as ferritin light chain. The record is from RefSeq and is a predicted model, not a curated record. Gene Ontology annotation, biological process: intracellular iron ion homeostasis; iron ion transport. The coding region runs from base 19 to 714 and encodes 231 amino acids. Gene Ontology annotation, cellular component: cytoplasm. NCBI's taxonomy places the organism in Eukaryota, Metazoa, Arthropoda, Insecta, Lepidoptera, Tortricidae. The transcript is spliced from 4 exons. Gene Ontology annotation, molecular function: ferrous iron binding; ferric iron binding.